Messenger RNA from Tetrahymena thermophila SB210, 2598 nucleotides. RefSeq lists its product as hypothetical. Gene Ontology annotation, molecular function: DNA-binding transcription factor activity. The transcript is spliced from 7 exons. The record is from RefSeq and is a predicted model, not a curated record. NCBI's taxonomy places the organism in Eukaryota, Ciliophora, Oligohymenophorea, Hymenostomatida, Tetrahymenidae.
AUGAGUUAAAGUAAUAUUUUAGAUAAUAAAAGCAACCUCGCUACGUCUCAUGUAGUAGAAGAUAGAAAGCCGGGAUAGGGAGCGUCUGCUGGUGAUUGCGAAAGAUGUACAAAAUUAGACUAGCAAUACGAUGAAUAGUAAUUAAAAAUUUUUUUUGUAGUGAUCUUAAUCAUUAGAUUUUUAUUUGAAAUACAAGAAUAUCAUUAAAAAUUAAUCAUUUUAAAAGAAGUUCUUAAGCUUGCCCAACAUAAAUUUAGCAAUAUCACUAAAAAUAACAUACACACAGCAAUACUAAAUUUUAAUUUAUUUUAAAUAUCAAGAGUAAAAGCUUCUGAAAGAUUAAAAUAAAAUAAUGAAGAUUUGAGAGUUAAGAUAGAUGAACUUUCUUCAAUACUUUAGGAAAAAAUAGAAGCCUUAAAAUAGAAGAAGGCUCCUUAAAAGAAAUAGAAAUCAGUUGAUCCAGUUAAAAAAGAAUUAGAUGUUAUCAGUAAAAGGAUUUUUAUGGCAUAAAGACAACUAAAAAUACUUGAAGAUAAACAAUCAUCCAACUAAAAUGUCCAAAGAAUCACUGAAAUGAAAAAUGAAAUAACAGAGAAAUAAAUGUUGCUUUAAAAGUUAAUUAAAGAAAAUAAACUCCUUGAAGACAUCAAGAUACAGAAUGAAGCUAUAUUAGCUGAAAGAGAAGCUGCUUAGGAAAUCAAAGACUUAGAAGAAGAAGCUAUAGGUUUAAGAGGGCUACUCAAAGAUGUAAGAAAAGAAGAUAGAUAAAUAGAAAAGGAAAUGACUAAACAGUGUUAAUAUUUAAUAGCACUUGAAUAAAAGCACAAAGAGGUCUGUGAAAAGUUUGGCAUAUCACCAACUUUAAAUCAAACUAGGUUUGAUAACUUAUAAGAUCUGAUUGCUGAAAAUCAUAAGAAUCGAUAAAAAAUCAAUGAAAAAUAAGAAAAAGAAAAGAAAAAAAAGCUAGGAGAUAUAGAAAUUAAUGCAGAGUCUUACAAAAAGUUAAAUGAAGAUAUCAAAAAAAAGAAAUAAGAAAAGUAAGAUUUGGAUAUCAGUUAGAAAAAAGAAUUAGAUGACAUUUAAAGCAAAAUUAAGCAAGUGAGUGCAGAGAGAGAAACUAUCCUUUUGAGACUAAGAGAUAAGGAAAAGGAACUCAAUAUUGCUAUUAUGAAGAUUAAUGAACUAAAAAGACUAACUAAACAUAAUGCCUUACAGCCAUUAGUUUUGGAAUCUAUCAAAGGAAAUAGACAAGAUGUUGGUUUAUACAUGAAAAUGAAGAAAGAAUACAGAAGAGAACAAAAGGGUGUUUCAGUAGGUUCUGAGACAGCUUGCUCUUGGGAUAAUAGCAACGAAUUGCCAGAGACAAAAGAUUAUUAAAUUUAACAAAUUAAUAUUUGGUUCUAAGAGGAGUAAAUUAAGGGAAUAUAGGUAGAAUAUAAGUUGAGAAAUGGAGAGAAAGUUGUUCUUGAUGGAUUUUUCCCUAAAUCAACAGAGAAUCUUUAGGAAAAAGUCUUAAAAUUAAGAGGACCUGAAUAUAUCUAGAGCAUAUCUGGGUAUUAUAAUAAUUACUUUAUUGAAUAUUUAAGAAUAGUUUCAUCAAGAGGCAAUUACAUCUUAGCUGGUACAGAAAAAAACUAAUCUCGUUGCAAGAAAUUUGAAUUCGAUAUCAAGAAAGACGAAAAACCUAUAUCCUUCUUUGGAGUUGUCGAUAAAAUAAACUUGAAAAAAAAUAGAGAAUCCGAAACAUAGUAAGAUGAAGAUAUGGUACUUAUCAGUUUUGGUAUUGAGUUAAAAAAGAGAGAUGCAAUGAAUAAAGUUGACUCCAUUUCUAAUAGAACUAAUGGAAAUAGUGUAUAUUAAAAUAAUAACUAAUAUGACGAAGAUGACUAUGAACUAUAUGCAGAUCUUUCAAAGAAGAAUCAACCUAAAAACGGAUAAAGAAAGAUCAUUGAUGCAAAUAACUCAAAAGUUCACUCUGAAUUUAACGAUUUUGACAAUAAUCAAAAUAUUAAUAUUACGAAUGAAGCAAAUGAAAACAAAGAAUUUAGAUAAUCUGUAGAAAACUCGCCACAAGCAAAUAAAGUCUAAAAUUAAAAUUCUCCAUAAAAUAAUCAAAAGAAAAACCCUGUAACAAAAUAAGGAUCAAUCCACAACAGUCCUUAAAACAAAAAGAAACAAGAAGAGAAUUCCAAUAUCUUAAAUAACAGUUAAGAAAAAGUAGUAAAUUAAUAAAAUGGUGGUGUAAGCAACUAAGAUGGACAAUAACAAAAGAGAAAAUAAUCUGAGCAUUAAAACAACAAUUAAAAAUAAGAAAAUCAUAAUCCUUAACAAUAAUAGUAAUAGUAAUAAAACUCUCAUUAAGAAAAUUCAUAGAAUAAUUCUAAAGUUUAGCAAUAGUAACCAUAAAAGGAAGACUCUCAAUUGCAUUAACAACAAAACUCUCAAUAGUAGUAACAACAUUAAAAUUCUUAAGAUCAACAACAUCUCUAAGAUAAACAAAAAAAUUCUUAAGAUCAACAACAUCUCUAAGAUUAACAAAAAAAUCCUUAAGGACACUCAGAGUAAAAUGAGCAAUUAUAGCAACAUAAUAAUUCUUGA